AUGGAACUAUCUAAGUCAAACUUCCAAAAGCGCAAUCAAAAUAAUAAUCUUUUAGGAUAUUUUAAGAAAUUGAAGCCCACCCCAGAACAGCCAGAAUCUAAAGUAGCUGAUUAUGUGGUUGUGUGCCAGAGUGACUGUAAUGUUGAAUCCACAAGUAAUUAUGCAAAUAAUGUUGAAUCUAAGGGUAAUAACCCUGAUAAUGUUGAGUCCGCUAGUAAUAUUCCUGAUAAUGUUGAAUCCACUAGUAAUAAUCUCGAUGAUGUUCCCAAUAUUAACCCAAUGGAUAUUGGAUUACUGAUUCAUCAGGCAGUAAAGAAUAACUCAAAUAAACGUGCUGAACUACUAAUGGCCAUUUGGAAACCCGAUGGUACUUUUAAGUUUCCUCAAAGCGGGCAGCGAAAUUUAAAAUUUCAACUAAAUUGGUUGACAAAAUGGUCAUGGUUAAGUUAUUCGAAGAUGUUAGAUGGUGUGUUUUGUAAAUAUUGUGUGUUAUUUAAUCAAAAUGAAGGAGGUCGUGGAAAACAAAAAUUAGGAAAACUUGUUUUAGAACAUUUUUCAAAUUGGAAAAAAGCUAUUGAAGAGUUCAAUAAACAUGAAAAUACAAAUUACCAUAAAAUGUCAGUUUUGAAUGCUGACAAUUUGUUAUCUGUAUAUAAUAAAAAUAAAGAUUCUAUUGAUGUGCAGAUAAAUAAUAGUUUAAAAAUGGAAAUCCAACAAAAUUGUAAGAAAAUACAACCAAUUAUUAAAACUAUUAUUCUGUGUGGUCGUCAAGGAAUAGCCUUAAGAGGCCAUAGGGAUUCGGGACCAAUAGAUUUACAACACAGCACUAAUGAUGGUAACUUUCGAGCUUUGUUACGUUUUAGAGUUGAAGGGGGUGAUAAAGAAGUAAAUAGUGCAAGAUGUUUUACAGUCUUAGCUGAUGAAACUACAGACAUUGCUGGUAUUGAACAAUUUUCCCUUUGUGCAAGGUAUUUAGACAAAACAAAAAUGAUAAUGAGAGAAGAUUUUUUAAAAUUUGUUCCUGUUAGUGAUGUCACUGGAAAGGGAUUAGCUACUACUCUUCUGACAAAUUUGGAAGAAAUCGGGAUUGAUGUGAAAUACCUACGUGGUCAAGGGUAUGAUGGGGCUGCGUCCAUGAGUGGACAAUUCAACGGAGUCCAAGCUCAUAUUACUAAACAUUAUCCUCUCGCACAUUAUAUACACUGUAGUUCCCAUAGUCUCAAUUUGGCUAUUUCAGAUGCUUGUAGUAUUCAGUCUAUAAGAAAUUGUACUGGAACUAUUCAAAAAGUUUGUGUUUUUUUUAAAUACCCCAAAAAAAAUAAUGUUUUAUCUGAAUCAAUAGCACGUGUAUGUUCUUCAUCAACCCAUAGCCGUUUGAAACUGUUAUGUCCAACAAGAUGGGUAGACAGACAUGAAUCAAUAAUUAUUUUCCUCGAAUUAUUUGAUGCAAUAGUUGAUAGUUUAUCAGAAGUUUGUACUUGGCUUGAUAAGGAUGCUUCAUCAGGAGCAUACCAAUUGCUGUGUGCUAUAAGACAACCAGAAUUUAUAUUAGCAACUUAUAUACUGGGACACGUGUUGAGUUUGAGUUUACCAUUGAGUAAGUUUCUUCAGACAAAAAAUAUAGAUCUGGUUGAAGCUAUUCAAACGGCUGACGAUGUAGUAAAUAUAAUUAAACAACUAAGGUUAAAUGAUGAAAAUGAAUUUAAAAUUAUAUUUAAUAAAGUAAAAUCUAAAUGUGAUGCCUUAAACAUUGAAAUAUCUAUUCCUCGUACAGCUAACAAGCAAAAAAACAGAUGCAAUGUCCAGGUUGAUUUCCCUGAGGAUUAUUACAGAAUAUCUUUAUUCAUUCCAUUUGUAGAUCAUUUUUUAAAUCAAUUAAAUGAUCGAUUUUUAUCUCAUAGAUCUGUAAUUGAAAAUUUUAGCUUUAUUUUACCAUCAUCCAAUAGUGUACAUAAUGAAGAAAAAAUUAAGCAGCUAGUUGAGAUGUAUCAAGGUGAUUUGGAUUGCAGUGUGUUAGCAGCUGUGAGUGAAAUUAAAGUUUGGAAACAAAAAUUUACAGGAACUGAAGAUUUACCAAAAAAUGCUAUCGACGCUCUUCAAAAAUGUAACAUAUCGAUUUUCCCUUCUACUUUCAAACUUCUACAGAUUUUAGCAACUCUCCCAGUCACAACUGCUAGCAGUGAACGAUCUUUUUCAACAUUAAAAAGAUUGAAAACAUAUUUACGAAACACUACGUGUGAAAAUAGGUUGAAUGGUUUGGCAUUGAUGAAUAUACACAGUGAUAUAAUGAUAGACCCCGAUGAUGUCCUAAAUAAAUUAGCGACCAAAACAAGAAGACUACGGUUGAUAUCAAUUGGAAAAUUCAUUGAUGUGUUUGUGGGGUAUCCCGGAUCUUGUCAUGAUGCUUAUGUGUGGUCCAAUAGUCCCUUAUAUCAAAAACUUUCAGAAAAUUCAGAGUACUUAAUUCCUAAAAAUCAUUAUAUUCUUGGGGAUUCAGCAUAUCCUCUAACAGAUUAUUUACUAAAGCCAUACAGAAAUAAUUGUCUAAUGCAACCAAAACAAAAACAUUUUAACACCGUACUUUCAUCAACAAGAGUCAUCAUUGAACAGACUUUUGGCUAUCUUAAAGGACGAUUCAGAAGGUUAAAAGGGAUUGAAUCAUUAGAUUAUGCUUUAGUAUCUCAUACAGCUGUUGCAGCUGCUGUAUUACAUAAUAUUUGUAAAGCUUCAGUUGAUGAAAAUGAAUAUUAUUCAGACGAAGAAGUCCAUAUUACAGAUGAAAUCUAUGAGUUGAAUAUGAACAAUUAUGAUGACAUUCGUGAAGCUAUUGCCACUGAUUUGUAUAACAAUAUUUGA
This is a messenger RNA of Rhopalosiphum padi (bird cherry-oat aphid), 2856 nucleotides long. RefSeq names its product 52 kDa repressor of the inhibitor of the protein kinase-like. Gene Ontology annotation, molecular function: protein dimerization activity. The coding region runs from base 1 to 2856 and encodes 951 amino acids. The transcript is spliced from 7 exons. The record is from RefSeq and is a predicted model, not a curated record. Lineage: Eukaryota; Metazoa; Arthropoda; Insecta; Hemiptera; Aphididae.